AUGACAAUGAACCUUAUGACUUAUGUGACGAGCACCACAACUGACCAAAAAGUUUUUGUUUCUGUGGUGGUUAAACCUAAUCCUUCUUCAAACAACGUCUCCCAACUUGCAACAACAAACGCUUCCAUAGAUAUUGAUCUUAUUGGAAUUUCAAAGAAUAAUAGAGGAUCGGCUGCUGUGGCUUUUAUGAACUACGGUAACAUGGCAGACAUCCUGAAACAUAGCGACACAAGGAAAACUAUAAUAUCCAGUGUGGUGUCAGCAACACUUCCUAAAACGCGCAGCACAUGGUUCACCCAACCAGUCAACAUCACCUUUAAACACAGAGAGUUAGACACUCACGGUCAACUUUCAUGUGUGUACUGGAAUAAAAAUAAAUGGGUUGAAAUUGGCUCUACUGCUAUACGACAUAAUUCCACCCACACUAUAUGCUCCUAUGAUGACCUGUCAGUGUUUGCUCUCAUCAUAGAGGUUGAACCAUGCAUGACACUAUUUGGAGUCACUGUGUCCCUGCACUGUGAUUCAGUCUUAAACAUGUCCGUUGCACAGGGAUUUGGAGUUGUCUUCCUAGCCUUGUGUCUGUUGACAUUUGCUUUUUGCUGUCAGACAAGAAACAACAACACAGCUUUAAUAAACCUAUGUUUAAACCUCCUGCUCUUUCACCUUCUUGACCUGCUUAAACCUCUUUUCCAGCUUCAUCUCCAGUCCCCGGAAGCCUGUGCAGUUACGAUAGGGGUGCGAUGGUUCUUCUUUAUCUCUACAUUAGUGUGGAUGUUCAUUGAAACUGUGCUGCUCUUCCUGCUUGUGAAAAAAUUAUGGAAGAUGCUGGGACAUUCAGACCUGGCCCAGUUUAUCAUCCUCGGUUGCUACUGGAUAUUCCCCCUCAUCCCCAGUGAAAAUGAGGUUUUGUACAACAUCUUCCUGUUCCUGAACUCCCAACAGGGCACAUUUAUCUUUAUCGUCCACUGUCUCCUCAACCAAGAGGUCAGGCAGCAGUACAGGAAGUUUCUGGGAAAGAUUUUCCACUUUCAAAACCCUGGGACUACUUCGGAAUUCAGGGAGACUCAGGAGACACAAAACUGA
This is a messenger RNA of Clarias gariepinus (North African catfish), 1083 nucleotides long. Its product is annotated as adhesion G protein-coupled receptor L3-like. Bases 1 to 1083 code for a protein of 360 amino acids. The transcript has 9 exons. Lineage: Eukaryota; Metazoa; Chordata; Actinopteri; Siluriformes; Clariidae. Gene Ontology annotation, molecular function: G protein-coupled receptor activity. The record is from RefSeq and is a predicted model, not a curated record. Gene Ontology annotation, biological process: adenylate cyclase-activating G protein-coupled receptor signaling pathway.